Papaver somniferum (opium poppy) is the source of this 1136-nucleotide messenger RNA. Its product is annotated as ethylene-responsive transcription factor ERF017-like. Gene Ontology annotation, biological process: regulation of DNA-templated transcription. NCBI's taxonomy places the organism in Eukaryota, Viridiplantae, Streptophyta, Magnoliopsida, Ranunculales, Papaveraceae. The transcript has a single exon. The record is from RefSeq and is a predicted model, not a curated record. Gene Ontology annotation, molecular function: DNA binding; DNA-binding transcription factor activity. The coding region runs from base 154 to 786 and encodes 210 amino acids.
CACAAGCCGAGAAAACCAGCAGCCAAAACCAUUAGGUAUAUAUAGAAAUGGCGAAGUCAUGCAGAUGUAUUCAAUCAUCGAACUCAUUCAUGUACGUACUCAAUUUACCAUAUCAUAUCCUUGCAACAUUUGAGUUUUUAGCUAGGGUUCAUAAUGAUUCGGAACGGUACAGUUGAUAAUCCAUCAGCGUCGUCAUCAUCAUAUAGUCAUACCAAUGGUAAUAGUAGUGAACAGCAGUCUAAAUAUAGGGGCGUAAGAAAACGUAAAUGGGGUAAAUGGGUAUCAGAAAUUCGACUACCAAAUAGUCGAGAAAGAAUUUGGUUAGGUUCUCAUGAUACACCGGAGAGAGCAGCUAGAGCUUUUGAUGCUGCACAGUUUUGUCUACGUGGUCAAGAAGCUAAAUUCAAUUUCCCUGACAAUCCUCCGGAUAUUCAAGGUGCUAGCUCGUUGUCUCGAGCUGAAAUUCAAGAAGUUGCUGCUAAGUACGCGAAUGAAGAAGAAGAAGUACAACAUAAUGAAGAUAUAAUUAGGUUUGGAAAUGAACAUACUAAUGAUAAUAAUGUUCAUAUGGAUUGGGAACUCUUGGAUUUAUUGUCAGUUUCCAGGGAUACGGAUGAUACGCUGAGUAUGGCUAAUGGUGUGUCGGAUUUUGGAGUUUUUUCCGAUGCCAAUGAUUUUCCGGGAGAGUUUUUGACGCUAUCACCACAACUUGAAUUUGUUGGUGAUUACGAAGAUGAAAAUGAUGGUGGAGUUUUUAGUCACCACUCAUCUCUUUGGAAUUUUUAAAUUAUUGAACCAACUCGGGCGAGUUUUAGUAUGCCGAGUUAACGAUUUUUACGUAGGAGUUUGUUUAAUUGCAUACAAGUAGUGACUGUGGAUGGCUCCUUUUUGUGCCAUCCUUUGAAUCACAGUAAAACCCUUGAGGCUAUGAACUCGAGUCGACUUUUUUUCAGACAAUAGUGAUCAGAGUCAAAUCGGGUAAUUCAGUGUUUAUUAUCACGCCCGGUUCACGGUAGAGAAUAUCAGCCACAGUAUGUAAUUCUUGAUUCUUUCUUCUCGUUUUUUGUCAUUUUGUUUUAAAUGAUUUUUCUUAAAAACUUUUCUUUAUAGAAAAGUGGUGAAUUGUAUUGUAUUUU